UCACUGAGCUAUUUAAAUGCCAACACACGGUCUUACAGUCAAUAAGUUAAGGACAUCCAAGCUGAACGCACCAUGAUGGACCUUUUCGAGACCAAUACGUAUCUUUUUAACGAUUUGCGCUACCUGGAAGCGGACCAUGGAGCCCUGCAGCACCUGGACAUGCCAGAAGUUUCUCCUCUGUAUCAGGAGGACGAGAGUCCAGAGUCUCCGAGCCAAGAUGGUGGAGAGGAACAUGUUUUUGUCCCGAAGGCCUUAAAGCCGCAUUGUGAUGGUCAGUGUUUAAUCUGGGCCUGUAAAAUCUGCAAGAGGAAGUCAGGCCCGACGGACAGGCGGAAAGCGGCGACUCUGCGUGAGAGAAGGAGGCUGAAGAAGAUAAACGAAGCGUUCGACGCGCUGAAGAGGAAAACGGUCCCCAAUCCAAACCAGAGGCUUCCCAAAGUGGAGAUUUUACGCAGCGCCAUCAGUUACAUCGAAAAACUCCAGGACCUGUUGCACAACCUGGAUGAGCAGGACAGACUGUCAGAGGACGGUGUGUUUAACCAGAACCCCAGAGAACACAACGUGACUAAUGUUGAGUAUCGAUGGAAAAACACAUGGCAGGGAAACUCAGAUCAUUCCAGUGCAGAGUCGUCUCAUCAAAGAGAAGGAUGUGUAACGGAGUCCCUGGCGUCCAGCAGUCUCCGCCGUCUCUCCUCCAUCGUGGACAGCAUUUCCACUCAGGACACAAAGACGAAUGAAGGGUGAUGAAGAAAUGUUUGGAAUGCGUGAAGAAGCUCAGCUCACAUUUCCACUUUCCUUUUACUGUUCAAGUUCACUGUUCAUACAUUUAUACCGAAAAAGAUCAUUUUAUAUUUUGGGAUUUUUGGUAGUAUUCCGUGUACCUACCGCUGCACGUGAUUCCGUUCUUAUACAGAGAUUCCUGAUUAUUCAUCACUAUUUACUUGUACAGGCAUUGGAAUAUAUUAUUGCUGUUUUAAAUAUUUUGUAUUUUAUGAAUAAAGUAAAAGAUAAACAUGA
Molecule: messenger RNA, 1017 nt
Organism: Pangasianodon hypophthalmus (striped catfish)
Lineage: Eukaryota; Metazoa; Chordata; Actinopteri; Siluriformes; Pangasiidae
Gene: myf6
Product: myogenic factor 6
Exons: 3
Coding region: 73-744 (223 amino acids)
Biological process (GO): muscle organ development; positive regulation of myoblast differentiation; regulation of transcription by RNA polymerase II
Molecular function (GO): RNA polymerase II cis-regulatory region sequence-specific DNA binding; protein dimerization activity; DNA-binding transcription factor activity, RNA polymerase II-specific
Source: RefSeq, a predicted model, not a curated record